This is a messenger RNA of Arabidopsis lyrata subsp. lyrata, 1530 nucleotides long. RefSeq lists its product as uncharacterized. The transcript is spliced from 6 exons. Lineage: Eukaryota; Viridiplantae; Streptophyta; Magnoliopsida; Brassicales; Brassicaceae. Bases 436 to 1308 code for a protein of 290 amino acids. The record is from RefSeq and is a predicted model, not a curated record.
GUUUAUACUCGAAUAUUUUAGACGAAGGAGAAGUUAGAUUGGAGGCAGACAUCAAGGAUGGGGGAAUGACUUUGUUAACAGCCAUAUCUCCUUAUGCUAAUUGGCUCCAAGGAAAUGCUGAUAUCAAAUGAAGCAUCUACUGGUGAUGGAAUAGAGCUCAAAUGUGAAGUUCUAGAAGUACGAGCAAAGAAUUUUUUAAGUGGUCAGGUUGAUACUCAGCUGCAAAUUACUGGAUCAAUGUUGCAGCCAACUAUAUCAGGAAAUAUUAAAUUAAGCCAAGGAGAAGCUUAUCUGCCUCAUGAUAAGGUGGCGGAGCUGCCCCUUUAAAUAGACUGGCAGCCAAUCAAUAUAGGAUUCCAGGUGCCUGCUAUUAAUCAAGCAGUUUCUUCACGUUAUUUUGCUCGAUUUUUUGGCACAGAACGGGCUUCUUCAGGGAUGAAAUUCUCCAAGUCUACUGGUAAAUCUAAUUCUGUUGAAAAGGAGAUUGAGGAAGUGAAAAUAAAACCAAAUAUGGAUAUCCGUCUGAGUGAUAUGAAACUUGUUUUAGGACCAGAGCUGAGGAUAGUGUAUCCUUUAAUUCUUAAUUUUGCUGUUAGUGGUGAGCUUGAACUUGAUGGCAUGGCUCAUCCAAAAUUUAUCAAACCAAAGGGUUUCCUGACAUUCGAGAAUGGAGAUGUCAAUCUUGUGGCUACUCAGGUACGCCUGAAGAGGGAGUAUCUCAACGUUGCAAAGUUUGAGCCUGAACAUGGACUAGACCCUCUGCUAGAUUUAGCCUUAGUUGGUUCAGAAUGGCAAUUUAGGGUCCAAAGUCGUGCCAGCAAUUGGCAGGAAAAACUUGUGGUGACUUCAACUCGUUCUGUGGAACAGGAUGCUCUCUCACCUUCCGAGGCUGCAAAGGUGUUUGAGAGCCAAUUAGCAGAAUCAAUACUAGAAGGAGAUGGACAACUUGCUUUCAAAAAACUUGCAACCGCAACACUUGAAACCAUAAUGCCAAGGAUAGAAGGAAAAGGAGAGUUUGGUCAGGCGAGAUGGAGGUUGGUGUAUGCCCCACAGAUCCCAAGUUUACUCUCUGUUGAUCCAACUGUGGAUCCUCUCAAGUCUUUGGCAAGCAACAUAUCAUUUGGAACGGAAGUUGAAGUGCAGCUCGGAAAACGUCUUCAGGCCUCUGUGGUAAGACAGAUGAAAGAUUCUGAGAUGGCGAUGCAAUGGACACUUAUCUAUCAGCUCACAAGCCGCUUGCGUGUCCUCCUGCAAUCUGCACCUUCCAAACGUUUGCUUUUUGAAUACUCUGCUACAUCACAAGACUAAAAAGCCUUUUUGUCUUCCUCUGUCGGAUUCAUAUGGAUCAGCCGUUCGUUGCUAAGGAAGUGGAAAUUGCAGGGUUUGGUGACUACCAACAAGAAAAAUUAUUUGAUUAUUUGGUCAGGGUGUUUCUUUGUUCACUUCUUUGGUCCUUUUCAGUGGUUAAAAAUGUAAAAAUUACAUUGUAAAUGCCAUUUGUUAGGGAAUAUAAAAUGGUUUGCCACUUCA